Messenger RNA from Pogona vitticeps (central bearded dragon), 945 nucleotides. The record is from RefSeq and is a predicted model, not a curated record. NCBI's taxonomy places the organism in Eukaryota, Metazoa, Chordata, Lepidosauria, Squamata, Agamidae.
AUGAGGGGAAAGUUCAUCACCAUCUGGUCAGUAGCAGUUCUCUUCAUUCUGCUGCAGGCAGAUGUCACUCUCUCCAGAAGAGGAGGGAGUAGAUCCAGGUCUAGAUCCAGAUCCAGAUCCAGUUCCACCAAUAGGGGAAGCCAGCAUGAAUCUAGCAAACCUGUCAUGAACUCUGAACCAUCUGCGGAGGAAACUGGGCAUCUUGCCUAUGGUGCUUCUGCUUCACAUCACAACCAAAAAACCCACAUCCAUCAUAACAACCCUUCCUCUUCACAAUACAAUCCCAGUUACCCACAAAAUGGUACCUAUUCCCAAUACAAUCAUGAUAUUCCAUUGAAAUUUGACAACUCUUUUCAUAGACUUGGCUAUCCAGAAAACGCUGGCUUCCCUAACUAUGGAGGAGACAGCAGCUGGGACCAAUACUAUAGUAAGCCAUGGAAACCUAAGCCUUCCAAGCACAAGGCCAUGGCAUUAGCAGUGGCAGCAGGUACCAACGGUGACUUCCUCUUAGGCCCUGGCAUGUCUGCUAUGCAUUUCCAUUUUAAUGGCCUCGAUGAGGAGAGGUGGUGGCACGAGAACCGCGAUAACUACCCUGAUCGAGUCUACUUCCCGUGGUACGAACAGCCUGUCCCGGAGGAUGUCUUUGUGAGGGACUGUUGGAACAUCACCAUGAGAGGGUUCGUGGCUCCCAGUGGGACUGAAACAGCUGACGAGAUGGAAACCAGGGUUGUGGGACAAGUGGUGCACCAAAUGUGUGCAAAGCAAUACCAUGUGGUUCUGCAACAUUCCAUAGGAGACAGCGCCUGGGACACACACAGAAUGAGGCCUGGGUCAGGUGCAGCUCUCACAGGAGCUGCAGGCGAAGCUGCUGGCACCUAUGGCUUAAGUAGGCACAUUCUCACGCCGAUAGCACUCUUCUAUUUGCCAGCCUUUCUGUGUUAUUGA